AUGUUGGGUGAACUGGUCUUGCAGGGUUUUUCUAUGCUUUUGAACUGUAUGUUUGAUGGUUUAUUGACAGGGUAUUGGUGUUUGAUAGGUUGCAAGUUAUGGUUUUUUGUUAUGACAGUAGAUUGGGUUCUGUUGAGACAGGUUUGUGGCUUCUCAGAUUGCAAGUUAUAUGCUUGCUUUGUUGUGAGGCUUGUUGCUUAUGUUGGACUGAGUUUUGUAUAUUUCUUUUCUAUCCUAAACUCUCCCUUCUGCCCCGUCUUGGUAUAUGCUUGGCCCUCUGUAUAUUAUGCAGAGUUGUGUGUUUUUUUAUCUUUUCUCCCUCUCCCUUUUGCCUGCUGUGCUGAACUGUUUUAUUGGCUUGUGUGUACUGAGGCAGAGUUGAAGAUUCUUGAGGAGUUGAUGUUGCAAUAUCGCUGCGAUAAUAUUGAUGACGCGAGAUUCUUGCAACAAAUUAAAGCUUAUUGCAGCAUGAUGAUGCUAACGUUUGAAGCAAACCAUGGAUGA
Vicia faba (fava bean) is the source of this 504-nucleotide messenger RNA. Lineage: Eukaryota; Viridiplantae; Streptophyta; Magnoliopsida; Fabales; Fabaceae. The record is from the annotation of a GenBank genome assembly.